This is a messenger RNA of Nelumbo nucifera (sacred lotus), 3574 nucleotides long. RefSeq names its product U-box domain-containing protein 33-like. Gene Ontology annotation, molecular function: protein kinase activity; ATP binding; ubiquitin-protein transferase activity. Lineage: Eukaryota; Viridiplantae; Streptophyta; Magnoliopsida; Proteales; Nelumbonaceae. The record is from RefSeq and is a predicted model, not a curated record. Gene Ontology annotation, biological process: protein ubiquitination; protein phosphorylation.
UUGUCCGAACAGGGGAGCCGCGCAAAGGAGAAGACUGUUCAUCUUCUUCCUCUUUCGAACUAGCGGCGGGAGCAAGGAAGGCCGUCCUCCUCCUUCGGUUCGCUGCUCCCUCCCUUAAAUUCCAGCUUUUUUCGCCUUCGUCCUGCUCUCCUUUUUUUUCUUUCGUUUCCGCCAGACUCAGCCAUAUAGCGGCUGUGAGACGAAGCUCUACCACCAUCAGUGCUCCUCCUCUCUUUCCCUCUAGUUCCUGUUGUUCCAAAAUACAUUACGGUCGCCAUCGUCAGUGUCGUUUGCCAUUUAUCACUCCUUCAACGCAAAACCGAAGAGUUGCAGAACGAACCUCUCUUCGGGCUGAAUCCCCUGUGCAAUAUCGGUGCUCUAACUGCCGGACAAUCUUAGUUUCUUCUCAAUCAGAAGCGGACCAUCCUUCUCCCCAUCGAAGUCUGGCCAGCCGUUGUAGUAUCCGGCGACGUCUUAGGGAAUCAGCACAAAUCAGGAUGGUAGGGAUGAAUAAAGGGAAGAGCCGAUUCCCAGUAGGCUCAUAGAUUCCAAUAGAGAAAGCGGGAGAGAUUCGGAAGCAACAGCGAAAUCGAGUAUUCCAAUGGAAUAGAUUCUCUUGACGGAUGUGGCGAGUCCUCUACCUGCUCCUCUAUGGCAGCUCGGAAGAAAGUGCCUCGUCAUGUUGGCAUCUCUGGAUUGAUGGAGAGAGGCGGAGAGAUUGAAGAAGAUUUUCUAUCCCACAGAAACAUCUAUGAUAAGAUUUUUGUGGCAGUUGGAAAAGAAGUAAAAGAGAAUGAAUCCACUCUACUUUGGACGUUGAAGAACUCGAGAGGGAAGAAGAUAUGCAUCCUUCAUGUUCAUCAGCCGGCACAGUUCAUCCCGGGUCCGAUGGGUACAAAGUUUCCAGCAAGCAAAGUGAAGGAACAGGAAGUUGGCGCAUACAGAGAGCUGGAAGAGCAAAGGAUGCAUAAUAUUCUAAACGAAUACCUUGUCAUAUGUAUUAACCAAGGGGUAUGGGCAGAAAAACUUGUCAUUGAAAAUGAUGAUAUCAAGAAAGGUAUUGUAGAGCUUAUCACUCGUCAUGGGAUAAAAAAUCUUGUUAUGGGAGCAGCAGCAGACAAGAAGUACUCAAAGAGAAUGACAGAUCUCAAAUCGAAGAAAGCAAUUUAUGUGCGUGAAAAAGCACAUUUUUCCUGCUACAUAUGGUUUGUUUGUAAGGGGUUCCUCAUCUGCACAAGGGAAAGAGAAGGUAUAUUUGUAUCCCCUCCAAUUCUGCCAUCCAGUCCAUUCAGUGAAAUCAGCCAACAAGAGUACUUGAAAUCUCUAUCCUUUCCACAGGCACAGGUCCAUUCUUUGGCACUUUCUAACCCAUAUCAAAGUGACUUUGGACAAGCAAGAUCCUUGCAAUACAGCACUCAUGAGCAUGGAGAAAUAGGUGCAGCAUUUUCUUCCCAUGAAGGGUCUGGAAGAAUACAAACACCAGAGAGACAGUUAAGUAGUGAGGGAAUUGCUGGUGAAUUGGAAGGUAUAUCAGGAAAAAAAAUCUCUCAGGGUUCAGAGGAUCUAACAUGGCCUUCAAAUGAGGAGGCAAUAUCAGUAAGAGAAGAUCAGAGUGAUGAUGGGUCAGGGUUAAUCUCUUGGCAUGAUUCUAGCAUGGAACUUCGCUAUUCAUCUCCUGCAAAUAGACAACUGCUGGAUGAAGGAAGAGGAAAUGGUAAUAUGUAUGAUCAAAUGAAAAAGACCAUGGAGAAAGCCAUCGAGGAGGCUGAGAAAGCAAAGAAAGAAGCAUGGGAAGAGUCUACUAGGCGUCAAGAAGCCGAAAUGGCCCUAUUGGAGGCUCAGUGCAGGGCCAAGCAUGAACUCAAGCAAAGAGAAGAAAUAGAGGAAUUACGUGCAAAAGAAAAACAAGAACUAGAAAGCAUGAAGAGACACCAAGGCAAAGUCUUGGAGGAUCUUCGGAUUGCACAAGACCAGAACUCAGAAUUGGAGCGGACAUUGGAAGAGCUGGAGCAGAAGUUCUUCUCUGCCGUCGAACUCUUGAUAUCUCUUAAGAGCGAACGAGAUCAGUUGCGAAACGCAGUCAGAGAAGCUAAAAACGAACGAGAUCAGUUACGGAACGCAGGCAGAGAAGCUAAGGGGCUGAGGAGGAGUGAAGAGGAGGGCGAGAACCCGGAGAAUCUGCAUUUCUUUUCGAAGCUCUCUUUAUCAGAGGAGGGCGAAAUCCCGGAGAAUCUGCAUUUCUUUUCGAAGCUAUCUUUAUCGGAGAUUGAGGAAGCAGCUCGCAACUUUGAUCCGUCCUUGAAGAUCGGUGAAGGAGCAAACAGUAGUGUCUUUAAAGGACUUCUUCAUCACACUCCAGUGGCUAUAAAGAUGUUCCACUCUAAUAGCUCACAAGCCCACAUGAAAUUUCAACGGGAGGUGGACGUAUUGAGUAGGAUGAGGCAUCCAAAUCUCGUAAACCUGAUCGGAGUCUGCCCAGAAGCUUGUUCGCUCGUAUACGAGUACCUGCCUAAUGGAAGCCUCGAAGACCGAUUGACGUGCAAGGACAACACUCCCCCUCUUUCAUGGCAAACGCGAACCCUCAUUGCCACAGGGAUAUGCUCAGCCCUCAUCUUUCUCCAAUCCAACGCACUUCACAGGGUUGUACAUGGGGAUCUGAAGCCCGCCAAUAUCCUCCUCGACACCGACUUUGUCAGCAAGCUCAGUGACUUCGGUAUCUGCUGCUGCUUAUUUCCCCGUAAGGCGAACUCGGCCAGCAGCUCCACCCAAUGCCAUGAGACUAACCCAAAGGGAGUCCUCGCUCACAUGGACCCUGAGUUCCUCGAUACAGGAGAGCUAAUACCAAUGUCGGAUGUCUACUCGUUUGGAAUUGUUUUGUUAAGGCUUUUGACAGGGAGACCAGCGAUGGGGAUAGUGGAGGAGGUGCAACAUGCCUUGGAUAAGGGGAAGUUAAAACAAGUGUUGGAUGGAUCGGCAGGGAACUGGCCUUUUGUGCAGGCACAGCAAUUGGCUCAUUUGGCUUUAAGGUGCUGUGAGAGGAACCUGAAGAGCAGACCCAACCUUGCGUCAGAAGUGUGGAGGGUGCUUGAACCAAUGAGGGCUUCCUGCAGAACAUCGUCGCCCUUCUGCCUGGGUUCAGGGGAGCAUUGCCGGGCUCCGUCCUAUUUCAUUUGCCCCAUUUUCCAGUUGAAAUUGCAGGAAGUCAUGCAAGACCCGCAUGUGGCAGCAGACGGUUAUACAUAUGAAGCCGAGGGAAUAAGAGCAUGGUUGGACAGUGGCCACGACACUUCGCCCAUGACAAACCUUAAGCUCGCUAACAGAAAUCUCAUCCCCAAUUACGCCCUCCGGUCUGCAAUUCAAGAGUGGCGACACCAGUGACGGAUCAGCCAUGAUUUUUUUUAUUUUAGUUUUUACCUUUGUAAAGUAUCUCUAUUUCUUCUUCUCUAGUUGAAGUUAAUUUUUCCAUUUUAUUUGUUUUGUCUAUAGAGCAAAAAACGAAGGUUUAUUUGCGUGCAAUGUGUAGAACUGUACAAAAAUGACGAUACACGCAAAGGAUGAGAUUCUUUGGCGUUUA